GUAUGGAUUGAUGCAGGGACACAGGUUUUCUUCUCCCUGGGGCCAGGAUUUGGAGUAUUGCUCGCAUUCGCUAGUUACAACAAAAGAGACAAUAACGUGUACAGAGAUGCGUUGAUAACCAGUAUGGUGAAUUGUUGCACCAGUUUCUUCUCCGGGUUUGUGAUUUUUAUGAUCCUGGGUUACAUGGCCGACAGGGCCAAGGUCAGCAUUGAAACUGUAGCCACAGAAGGUCCAGGACUGGUGUUUGAGGCGUACCCCAUGGCUAUAGCAACUCUACCCGGAUCAACAUUUUGGGCUAUCAUUUUCUUUUUGAUGUUACUCACACUUGGACUUGACAGUUCGUUUGGAGGAUCAGAAGCGAUUAUCACUGCGUUAUCAGAUGAGUUCCCCAUACUUCGCAAGCACAGAGAAAUAUUUGUAGCAAUUUUGUUCGCGGUUUACUUCAUCAUAGGACUUUCUUUUGUUUCACAGGGCGGAGCUUAUGUUGUGACGUUAAUGGACAAGUACGCAGCCGGAUAUUCCAUUUUGUUUGCAGUUUUCUUUGAAACAUUAGCAGUUUCUUGGGCGUAUGGUGUUGAGAGAUUCUCUGAUGAUAUUGAAUCUAUGGUGGGAUUUCGACCCGGCAUUUACUGGAGAGUCACCUGGAAAUAUCUCGCACCCAUCUUUUUAUUGUUUAUCAUGAUAUUUGGUUUGGUAAACUAUGUUCCACUAGAGUAUGACGCCUAUGUGUACCCCUGGCAGGCGAACUUCAUCGGUUGGUGUAUUGCCUUAUCUAGUAUACUAUGUAUACCAGGAUUUGCAAUCUACCAGUUCUUACGAACAAAAGGCACCAUUUCUGAGCGUUUCCACUACCUGUUGACUCCAUAUUUGGACAGCGUCGCAAACUGCGAAGGUGCGGCUUACAGUGACGUCAGAGUCAAUGGUGGCGUAGUAGGCGUUCACGUGUAGCUACAACAGCCAA
Messenger RNA from Ruditapes philippinarum (Manila clam), 961 nucleotides. RefSeq names its product sodium-dependent dopamine transporter-like. Gene Ontology annotation, molecular function: dopamine:sodium symporter activity. The transcript is spliced from 8 exons. The annotation marks the transcript as partial. Gene Ontology annotation, cellular component: neuronal cell body membrane; neuron projection; presynaptic membrane. NCBI's taxonomy places the organism in Eukaryota, Metazoa, Mollusca, Bivalvia, Venerida, Veneridae. Gene Ontology annotation, biological process: dopamine uptake involved in synaptic transmission; sodium ion transmembrane transport. The record is from RefSeq and is a predicted model, not a curated record.